UGGAUUGUUUCUGCAGUGUGUUUUGGAGCUUGGGAGUAAUCUGAGGUCUGAAGGGAGGAAGUGACUCCGUUCCUGGGAGCCAGCGAUCCGGAGCCGGGCUUUGCGGCCUGCAGGCUGGAGGAGGAGGAGGCAGGGCCUGGCUGGGGAAGUUGCUGCUGAAGUUGGGCAGAGAGGGAAGGAAGGAAAGGGCCAUCCAUUUAUCCCUCCAUCCCUUGCCGGCGGGGCCUUCCUGGGCCCUCCCUCCCCUCUCCUUCUGCUUGGCUGGGACUCAGGAUGGAAGCAGCAUGGCCACGCAUUUCUCCUUGACGCAGCUAUCAAGUGCAAAUCCUGUGUAUGAGAAGUACUAUCGUCAGGUUGAUCCUGGUAACUCUGGAAGGGUUUUGGCUUCUGAUGCAGCUGUCUUUCUGAAGAAAUCAGGACUGACAGAUUUGAUACUUGGGAAGGUUUGGGACCUUGCUGACACAGAUGGCAAAGGUGUCUUAAACAAACAGGAAUUUUUUGUGGCUUUACGACUUGUAGCCUGUGCACAGAAUGGAUUGGAUGUUUCAUUGAGUAGUCUUAAUUUGCCUGUUCCUCCACCUAGAUUUAAUGAUUCCACUAGUCCUUUACUAUCUGGGGGAGUGCCAGCUGAUAUCCCGUGGGCUGUUAAGGUAGAAGACAAGGCCAAGUAUGAUGCUAUCUUUGACAGCCUGAUCCCAGUAAAUGGAUUAUUGUCAGGUGAUAAAGUGAAACCUGUUCUGCUAAACUCCAAACUGCCAGUUGAUGUCUUGGGAAGGGUUUGGGAGCUAAGUGACAUUGAUCAUGAUGGAAUGUUGGAUCGGGAUGAAUUUGCAGUUGCCAUGUUCUUGGUGUAUUGUGCUCUUGAGAAAGAACCUGUGCCAAUGUCCUUGCCUCCAGCAUUGGUGCCACCUUCUAAAAGAAAAGGUGUGAAUAUCCCAGGUGCAGUACAGUUGGUGCCAUCUUCAACAUCCAGUAAAGAUUCCCAUCAGUCUAUACCACCAGUAGGCCUCUUGCCAUCCAAGGCACCAUUAACACAGUGGGUUGUAUCACCUACAGACAUGAUAAAAUACAGUGAAAUCUUUCUGAAAACUGACAAAGACAUGGAUGGCUUUGUCUCUGGUGUGGAGGCUAGAGAAUUAUUCUUGAAGACAGGUCUACCAUCUGCCAUACUUGCACAUAUUUGGGCUCUCUGUGACACAAAGGACUGUGGCAAACUUUCCAAGGAACAGUUCGCUUUGGCCUUCCAUUUAAUCAAUCAGAAGCUGACAAAAGGCAUUGAUCCUCCUCAGGUGCUAACUGCAGAGAUGAUCCCUCCAUCAGAGCGAGCCACUCUACAAAAGAACCUGCUGGGACCAAGUCCUGUAGCAGAUUUUUCUGCAAUCAAAGAGCUAGAUACUUUAAGCAAUGAAAUAGUUGACCUACAGAGGGAAAAGAAAAAUGUGGAGCAGGAUCUUAAGGAGAAAGAAGACACAAUCAAACAGAGGACAAGUGAAGUUCAGGAUCUUCAGGAUGAAGUAAAGCGGGAAAGCAAUAAUUUGCAGAAGCUAUUGGCUCAGAAACAGGAAGCAGAAGAAAUCCUUAAUGGUCUUGAUGAGGAAAAAGCCAAGCUGGAAGAGCAGCUUAACACCAUCCGGCAGAAAUCUGCUGAAGAGGCUGAUUUGAUUGCAUCAUUAAAGGCAGAAAUAACUGAUCAAGAAUCCAAAAUCUCAACAUGUAAAGAUGAUUUAAAUAAAGCCCAGGAGGAGCUUAACAGGCUUCAGCAGGAAACAGCAGAACUAGAGAAGUGUGUGGAGGCAGGAAAAUCUCAGCUCGAACCUCUUCAGCAGGAUCUUCAAGAUUCACAACAAGAAAUUACUUCAAUGCAAGCAAAACUCUUUGAACUCAAAGAGUUAGAAAACAGCCAGUUGAGUUGGAAAUUUCAGCCACACAACACACUACUUAAUGGGAAUGCAGAUCAUUGUAGCCUCAGCAACAGCAGCAGUGAAACUGCUAACUUCAGUGAGAAUGCUGAAAGAGAGAAUUCAGCUGAUGCUGAACAAAUAGAUCAUGACUCUCCUGCCAGGAGCAGUCCAGAAACAACAUAUGUAAAAGGAGAAGAAGAAAUGAAAGAGGCCUUGCCACCAGACGUUAUCAAAAAAGAAGAUCCUUUUGAUGAAGAAUCCCAGCAGCUUUCUGAACAGAUUGCAGGAUCCAGUUUAGACUUCUUUGAAUCUGACCCCUUUGUUGGAAGUGAUCCUUUCAAAGAUGACCCUUUUGGAAAAAUUGAUCCUUUUGGCAGUGAUCCUUUCAAAGGCUCAGACCCUUUUGCUGCUGACUGCUUUUUCAAACAGUCAUCUGCAGAUCCUUUUGGAAGUGUUGACCCCUUCACUGUAACCAGCAACCACAGUAAUUCCACAAUUGAAACAAUGAAGCAUAAUGAUCCAUUUGCCCCUGGAGGAACUGCUGUCACUACAUCAAGUGAUCCAGCUACAGAUCCCUUUGCCUCUCUGUUUGGAAAUGAAUCAUUUGGAAGUGGUUUUGCUGAUUUCAGCACAUUGUCAAAGGCAAACAAUGAUGAUCCCUUUAGUUCGUCAGCAGUGGUCUCUGUCAACAGUGUUGUCAUAACCAAAAAUGUGUUUGAAGAACCUCCAGCUCAAAUUGAAGAUGUUCCUCCUGCUUUGCCUCCCAAAACUGGAACACCCACCAGACCUUGUCCACCGCCACCUGGAAAAAGACCUAUCAACAAAUUGGAGUCUUCCGAUUCCUUUAAACUGAAUGAUCCUUUCCAGCCCUUCCCAGGCUGUGAUGUUCCCAAAGAACAGGAAGCCGACCCAUUUGCUCCCACUGGUGUGUGCAAAGAAAUGGACACCAGCAAUUUUGCUAAUUUCAGUGCUUAUCCUACUGAAGAAGAUAUGAUUGAAUGGGCAAAAAGAGAAAGUGAGAGAGAAGAGAAAGAGCGACUUGCAAGGUUAAAACAACAAGAACAAGAAGACUUAGAAUUAGCUAUAGCACUCAGUAAAUCUGAGAUUUCAGAAGCAUGAAAAUUGCCUCAACCAUUUCUCCCUUUCCCUGGAUAACUAAGCUACAGUAUAUGUAAAGUUAAUCGGAUGAUACAUACAAACAGGGAAGUAAAAAAAGGCUUUAAAUUCCUGCAAAUGUGAUUUUUGAGCAACUUCUUUGCAAUUUCAUUUUCAUGUUUACUCAUCUCAGCUGACUACUCUUUAAUAUAACAUGCUUCCAUUUCUAUUUAUCUUGGAAAUAUUCUUUACUAUAAACAUCACACCAAAGUAGUUUCUUUUAAUGCAAAAAGACAGCUCUGCACUUAAAUUUGAGAAUAAUGAGCCACAGCAAUGUGUUCUUGUAAGGUCUCAAAGGGCAGUUACAUAUCAUGUUUAAUCUCUUGGCAUUGAUAUAUAAGAUUGAAAAAAGUGCAGGGGUGUGUAACUAUAUGUAAUGAAUACAUUAUGUAGCCAUGAUCUAUGCAGAUAGCUAGUCAUGUGUUACCUUUCUUUUAAAAAUGAUUACAAAGCUUGUUUCAACUCUUGAUUACCUGUUUCUUCAGAAAGCCAUUUCCUAUAAUAUUGAAUUAUUUUAGUUCUCCCAUAAGGCUUAGCAGUGAACACAUUCACCAGAAAGCAAAGCUGGUCAUAUAGCCAACCAACCAUAGUUAUACACA
Sceloporus undulatus (fence lizard) is the source of this 3655-nucleotide messenger RNA. RefSeq names its product epidermal growth factor receptor pathway substrate 15 (gene EPS15). Bases 285 to 3020 code for a protein of 911 amino acids. The record is from RefSeq and is a predicted model, not a curated record. NCBI's taxonomy places the organism in Eukaryota, Metazoa, Chordata, Lepidosauria, Squamata, Phrynosomatidae. Gene Ontology annotation, molecular function: calcium ion binding; cadherin binding. Gene Ontology annotation, biological process: endosomal transport; endocytosis. The transcript has 25 exons. Gene Ontology annotation, cellular component: clathrin coat of coated pit; plasma membrane; cytoplasm.